AUGGAGAAGUUCCGCGAGGACGAGGGCUUCAUCAAGGAGGAGGAGAGACCCCUGCCUGCCAAUGAUUUCCAGCGCCAGGUCUGGCUGCUCUUCGAGUACCCGGAGAGUUCGGGUCCCGCUCGGGGCAUCGCCAUUGUCUCUGUGCUGGUCAUCCUCAUCUCCAUCGUCAUCUUCUGCCUGGAGACUUUGCCCGAGUUCCGGGACGACAAGGAAUACAACGGGCCGGCGGUGCUGCCCCAGCUCAAUGCCACCGGCCCCUUCCUUAGCAGCUCCUUUACCGACCCGUUCUUCGUGGUGGAGACCCUGUGCAUCAUCUGGUUCUCCUUCGAGCUCCUGGUCCGGUUCUUUGCCUGCCCCAGCAAAGCCACCUUCUCCAAGAACAUCAUGAACAUCAUUGACAUUGUGGCCAUCAUCCCUUACUUCAUCACCUUGGGCACCGAGCUGGCCGAGCGACAGGGGAAUGGUCAGCAGGCCAUGUCUCUGGCCAUCCUCAGGGUCAUCCGGCUGGUCAGGGUCUUCCGCAUCUUCAAGCUGUCCAGGCACUCCAAGGGGCUGCAGAUCCUGGGGCAAACCUUGAAGGCCAGCAUGAGGGAGCUGGGGCUGCUCAUCUUCUUCCUCUUCAUCGGGGUCAUCCUCUUCUCUAGCGCUGUCUACUUUGCCGAGGCUGAUGACCCCUCCUCAGGCUUCAACAGCAUCCCCGAUGCCUUCUGGUGGGCAGUGGUCACCAUGACCACAGUGGGCUACGGGGACAUGCACCCGGUCACCAUUGGUGGGAAGAUCGUGGGCUCCUUGUGUGCCAUCGCCGGGGUGCUCACCAUCGCUCUACCCGUGCCUGUCAUAGUGUCCAACUUCAACUACUUCUACCACCGGGAGACCGAAGGUGAGGAGCAAGCCCAGUACCUACAUGUAGGCAGCUGCCAGCACCUGUCCUCUAACGAGGACCUCAAAAAGACCCGUAGUAAUUCCACUCUUAGCAAGUCGGAGUACAUGGUAAUUGAGGAAGGGGUGAGCCCUGGGCCCUUCAAGCAGCCCAGCUUUAAGACUGCCAACUGUACCACCAACAACCCCAACUGUGUGAACAUCAAGAAGAUCUUCACCGAUGUGUAA
This is a messenger RNA of Staurois parvus, 1107 nucleotides long. NCBI's taxonomy places the organism in Eukaryota, Metazoa, Chordata, Amphibia, Anura, Ranidae. The record is from the annotation of a GenBank genome assembly.